Fusarium sp. VM40 is the source of this 582-nucleotide messenger RNA. The record is from the annotation of a GenBank genome assembly. NCBI's taxonomy places the organism in Eukaryota, Fungi, Ascomycota, Sordariomycetes, Hypocreales, Nectriaceae.
AUGGACGAUGGGCAAAGCCUCCAGUACAUCCGUGCAUGCAUGAAAGAAACACUUCGAUGGAUGCCAACCACUAUCCUCGGAGCCGUAUCGCAUGCAGUUACUCGGGAUGAUAAUUACAACGGCUACCUUAUCCCAAAGGGAGCUGGCGUCCUGAAUAACGUCUGGGGAAUUCACAUGGAUCCCGAGCGCUUUCCCAACCCUCGCCAGUUCGACCCAGAGAGGUACCGAGAUGACUUACAGAGUCUCGGGGACGCUGCAGCAAAUCCAGAUGCUUCCAAAAGAGAUCAGUUUACCUUCGGAGCAGGACGUCGUAUCUGCCCUGGAAUCCACGUCGCUGAGCGAAGUCUCUUCCUGGGCAUGUCUAGGAUGUUGUGGGCAUUUAACAUAGAGCCUGCACUUGACGAAGAGGGAAGGCCAAUUUUGCCGGACCCAGAUAAGUUGACACAGGGAUUUGUGUGUAUGCCAGAGGAGUUCCCAGCUAAAAUCACCCCGAGGUCUAAGGAGAGGGAGGCCAUGGUUAUUGAUGGUUGGAAGAAGGCUGAAGAAGAGUCACUUGAUCCAGAAACAAAGCAGUGGCGAUAA